CCAACACCAGAACAUAGUGCAAUCGAGACGAAAUGGAUCCUGAACAACAGUCCGACCCGAUUAAAGAAAAUCCGGAAGAACAGCAAUUCAUUGACAAGAGCGACGCGUUGGCGAAAGCUUUAUCAACAAUGUUGGGAAGUGUGAUUAAAGAUUUCGAUUGUAAAGCUGAAGAGACUCUCAAAAGCCAAGAACACUUAACUUCCUCAAUCGAUCGUCUUACUCGAGAGCUUGAUCAAUUGCUCGAAGAUGCGCCUUUUCCAUUCAUAAUACAGCAUGCUGCCAAGAUUUCAGCACUUAGGAAGAGAGUUUUUUCGUUGAAUUUGCUUCUUAAAUCUAUACAGAAGCGUCUUGAUAAUCUGGAUCGAGUUCUUUUUGCGGGUCGUCCACAAGGGAAAGACAACAUCAGCAUCUAACUCCUGCCAUGUGUUCAUCACAAAUUCAAAUUUCUAAUAGCUCGUUCCAUUUUCACGAGAAACGUAGCGAGCUACUUGAAUCGCAUACCUGGAACAAAAAACAAACAAAGUUGAAGUGAUUUUCUUUUUGUAGAAGCUAAUAUGAAAGUCAAGGAAUAUGAACAUUUUGUGAAAUUGAUUUGAAAAUUCUCUCAUGUAAGCAAGUAUGCAUUGCUUGGUGCAGCAAGGAAUGAGCUUGAGGGUAACUUUAUUCUUACAUCAGCUUGAAGAAUUGCUUCUUCCUUCCACUGUAUCUUCAACAUAGCAGUUUCUUCUCACGCCAUUGCCAAAUUUGGAUUCCCUAUCACGAGCUUGUACAGAAACAGAUUUUUCUAGAUUGACUGUUGAAGUCCUGGGGUGUGGGUGUGUUUAUGACUAGCUGAUGUGGCCUAUUGCAUUAUUCUUACUGGAUUUGUAAUCAGGAACAUUCACCACAAUGAUCUACAUAUAUGAAGUUAUAGAAUCAUUAUUUUGGUGUUA
This is a messenger RNA of Mercurialis annua (annual mercury), 932 nucleotides long. RefSeq lists its product as uncharacterized. Gene Ontology annotation, molecular function: SNARE binding. Gene Ontology annotation, cellular component: BLOC-1 complex; synaptic vesicle; BORC complex. Gene Ontology annotation, biological process: synaptic vesicle exocytosis; endosome to lysosome transport; intracellular protein transport. The coding region runs from base 33 to 413 and encodes 126 amino acids. The transcript has 3 exons. The record is from RefSeq and is a predicted model, not a curated record. Lineage: Eukaryota; Viridiplantae; Streptophyta; Magnoliopsida; Malpighiales; Euphorbiaceae.